Hypomesus transpacificus is the source of this 4317-nucleotide messenger RNA. Its product is annotated as rho GTPase-activating protein 12-like. Lineage: Eukaryota; Metazoa; Chordata; Actinopteri; Osmeriformes; Osmeridae. Bases 351 to 3038 code for a protein of 895 amino acids. Gene Ontology annotation, molecular function: protein binding. The record is from RefSeq and is a predicted model, not a curated record. Gene Ontology annotation, cellular component: cytoplasm. The transcript is spliced from 20 exons. Gene Ontology annotation, biological process: regulation of GTPase activity; signal transduction.
AAGACGGAUCACCAGGAAAGAGAAAUGGGAACGAGGCAGAAGUGCCUGUACUUGUCGUAGCGCAACUACCUUCCCAGGAGAAGUGCUGAGACGGUACACGGUCCGAAGAAGACCGUGACGAAGGAAAAGCUGUCUGAAAAGUUUAUGGAAUUAUAUCCUGUGGUCAAGUCAAUAGAUUCUUUAUCACCGAAGGAUUAUCCCCGACAGGAGAUAAGUCCCUUGCCCGAAGAAAACGGAGUGUUCCAGGAAGUUCAGUUAGGAGCGCGUACUGGACAAGCGGCGGUCGGCGAGCCAUGCCUCUGAGCUCCUCGUCCAGCCAGCGGCGGUGAGAUCCAGUGCGUCGGGCUGUCAUGGCGGACCUGCCCAUCGCCCCGGGCCAGGUGUACAUCGAGGUGGACUACGACUACGAGUACAAGGCCAAGGAGCGUCUCAUUACCAUCCACCAGGGGGAGCACUUCCUGCUGGUGAAGAAGAGCAACGAAGACUGGUGGCAGGUGAGGAGGGACGAGGGGGCCAAGCCUUUCUAUGUCCCCGCCCAGUAUGUCAGGGAGGUCCGCAAGGCCCUCAUGCCCCCUCCCAAGCACCUGCUGCACCCCGGGGUGGGGGCGGGGCCGGUGACAGCGUCCCGGGGAAUGCAGGAAGUACGCCGCUCCAACGAGAACCUCAACCGGAGCGGAGGAAGCGAGUCGUCUGUCCUCGGGCUCCGCUCGCACUCGCCCUCCUCCCUGUCGCCCUCCACCUCGUCCGGGCACCCCACGCCACCCUCCCUGCGCCGCAACGCCAACCACAGCCCGGGCAGCGACAAUGACCACGCCCUUCCAGAGGCCCCGCCCUUCCCAGGAAGCCACUCCGGGUGCACCCCUCCCCACCCAGCCAAGCGGAGCACGCUGCCUCGCUUCCGCGCCAGCUCUCCGGACCUCCAGAGGGCUCCGUUGGACGUGGACAGCACUCAACACUGUGACUCGGCCGGCGAGGGAUCGGAGAGACGCACCAACGACUCAGAGUCUGGAGAAGAGCUGAGCAGCAGCUCCACCGAACACCUGCAGACGGUGUCUCUGUCAGGUCAGGGCAGGCCGGACUCCCCGGUCUACACCAACCUGCAGGAGCUGAAGAUCUCCCAGUCCAGCCAUCCCCCUGCUCCCUCCAGCUCCCCGCUCCACGUGCUGGGGGACUGGGAGACGCACAAGGAUGUGUCCGGGCGCCACUUCUACUACAACCGCAGCUCCCAGGAGCGCACCUGGAAGCCUCCCAGGGCCAAGGAGGCAGGCACGGGGAGCAGCCUAAGGGCCACCCGCCACAGCUCUGGAGACGCCGAGAACACGUCGCCUCUAUCUCUCUCCCCCUCCUUCCUGCCCCUCCUCUCGCUCACCAUUGGUCGCUUCCAGCCUCUGUCGUUGGAGGACACGUGCCCCAGCUUGUACUCUAGCCAAUCAGACAGCCAGUAUGGCUCCCUGCCCCGUGGUUGGUCAGAAGAGCUGGACAAGUACGGGCACACGCUGUAUGUCAGCGACUAUACUAAUGAGAAGUGGAUAAAGCACGUGGAUGAGCAGGGUCGUCCCUACUACUACAGUGCAGAUGGAUCCAGGUCUGAGUGGGAGCUACCUAAGUAUAAGCACUCCCCCCCCCAGCCAGGGGGUGAGGGUCCGAAGAGUCGCAGUCUGGACAGGAAGCAGGGGGAUCCCAUCGUGCUGACCAAGUGGAGACACAGCACGCACAACCUGGACAACAGCGACAAGCGACACAUCAAAAGCAGGCGUGUGCGUGCUGGCUCCGCCCGCCCCCACCCCUACAAGCAUCAAGACGCUCCUCUGGGCCCGAAGCCUGGCUCUCCUGACUCUGACUCCUCCUGUCCCUCGUCCCCCAAGCCCCCGGGCUCCCCAUCAGAGAAGUGUGGGGUUCUGAACGUCACCAAGAUCACAGAGCACGGCAAGAAAGUCCGUAAGAACUGGACAUCUUCCUGGACUGUUCUACAAGGAUCCACGCUGCUAUUCACCAAAAACCAGGGAGGAGGGACCAGCUGGUUCGGGGGUGGUCAGUCCAAGCCAGAGUUUACAGUGGAGCUGAGGGGAGGGGUGGUGGAGUGGGCCUCUAAGGACAAGUCCAGCAAGAAGCACGUUCUGGAGGUGAAGACCCGUCAGGGCACAGAGCUGCUGCUCCAGUCUGAGAACGACAUCAUCGUCAGUGACUGGUACCGAGCCCUGCUGGACACCAUCAGCACCCAUGCCUGGGAGUCAGACGAGGCCAUAGAUGAGGACAUGCCCGAGUCUCCCGGCUCUGAGAAACAGGAUCGAGAGAAGGACCACCGGGACUCCAAAAAGAACCGAGCCAUGAAGACCUCCACCAGCUUGGACACCUCCGACAACAAGAAGACCAAACACAAGCUGAAGAAGUUCCUGACUCGUAGACCCACCCUGCAAUCUGUCAGGGACAAGGGCUACAUCAAAGACCAGGUGUUUGGAUGCAGCCUAAGCUGUCUGUGCCAGAGGGAGAAUGCUUCUGUGCCCGGUUUCGUCAAGAUGUGUAUCGACCACGUGGAGAAUAGCAGUCUGAGUGUGGACGGUCUGUACAGGGUCAGUGGGAACCUGGCGGUCAUACAGAAACUCCGCUUCGCUGUCAACCACGAUGAGAAGGUGACGCUGGAGGACAGUAAGUGGGAGGACAUCCACGUGAUCACAGGAGCUUUGAAGAUGUUCUUCAGAGAGCUGCCUGAACCCCUCUUCAGCUACGGCCUCUUCCACGACUUUGUCAACGCCAUCAAGAUGUUUGACUACAAGCAGCGCGUCCAGACCAUCAAGGAUCUGGUCAGGCAGCUGCCCAGGCCCAACCAGGACACCAUGCAGGUCCUCUUCAAACACCUCCGCAAGGUGGUCGACCACGGUGAGGUGAACCGCAUGACCACCCAGAGCGUGGCCAUCGUGUUCGGGCCCACACUCCUGCGGCCCGAGAUCGAGACCUGGAACAUGGCGGUCCACAUGGUGUACCAGAACCAGAUCGUGGAGCUCAUUCUGCUGGAGUACGAGGGCAUCUUCGGCAGGUAGAGAGCCCCAGGCGGAGCCCUCGACCUGGGGUUGAAGACUGGACCUCGGGCCCUCCUCUCAGAACCUUAGCCAGCACCAAGGAUAGGUGCUCCAGGACCAGAACCAGGACCGCUCCUCUCAAGGCCCAGGAUGACCUGCUCCACACCUGCCCUGCAGCCAGCCCCUCCUGCUGCCUCCCCUCUGGACCAGACCUGGCGUUUUGUGAUCGGUAUAGACAGACCUGUCCUCACCGAGCAGGUCUGGAGACGCCUGGCUCUUCACAUCACACUGGUGACCCUCCCUCCUUCCAUCCUUCCCUCCCUCCUUUCCUCCUUCCCUCCCUCACCCCCCCCCCCUCCCCUGCAUCCUCACCUGGCUCUCUCAAACCUGGCUACUCUCCUGUCUCUCUACACUGGAUGUCCAAGGCAGGUCCCUUGGGCGGGCCUCUUCAGGCUGCUCCCUCUGGCCUGGCCAAGCGAGGGAGGGAGGCUAAUGCUAACAAGCUGGAGGCCUGGCCUGGCCAAGCGAGGGAGGGAGGCUAAUGCUAACAAGCUGGAGGCCUGGCCUGGCCAAGCGAGGGAGGGAGGCUAAUGCUAACAAGCUGGAGGCCUGGCCUGGCUCUUAGAACUGGGGUUGUGACAGUGCAAACAGGCCUGGCUGGCUCUUCUUAAAGGGGCGUCAGCGAUGGGGGCAGAAGUCUAUGCUGGCUGUAUCAAGUCCUCUAUUCUGUAUAUUUGCUUGUAUUUAAGGACGGCUUCUGCUUGUUCUGUCUGUCUCUGUCUGCUGGAAAGAAGCUGUGUUUUCCAUGGGUGACCAACCUGAUGACCUUCUGUGCUUUGUUUCCUCAGAGCAACUUUCAUUCAUCCUUCUCUCACUCUUAAACUCUCUGCUUUCUCUCUCUUUAACUCUUUAACUAACUCUUAAUCUCUUACUCUCUAUAAACUCAAUCUCUCUGUCUCUCUCUCUCUCUCUGUUCCUCUCUCUCUCUAACACUCCCCCUUCCUCUCCAAUUCAGAUUCCAGCUUGACACCUUUUUAGAGGCAGUAAAUCAUCUCUCGAUUUCAGUCGAAUAUCAACUUGAGAAACUGGCUGUGUACUGUAUAUCCUUGGCUGUGUGGGGGAAUUGUAAAUAUUAAAAUGUGUCAAUAUAAGCAAGUUUUUGUGAGAGAAAGAAAAAAAACUAAAACCCUUUUUAUGGAUAAAUAUGGAGUUUAUGCCUGGGCUUGUCAGACUGGAGGUGAGUCAUGUGGUUGUCUGAGGGUUUGUGUUUGGUCCUGUCUGCCUUCAUGAGUGUUCGAAA